GGCAUCGGAGCCAACGACGUGGCCAACGCGUACGCCACCUCCGUUGGAUCCAAGGCCUUGACCAUCAAGCAGGCCUGCUUUCUCGACAACACCACGUUCGACAAGAUCGUCGACGGCUCCCGCGCUGUCAUUGUCCGCUUUGACAAGGAGUAUGCGUAUGGCGACGAGCACGACGCGUGGAAGGACUUCGCAAAGAAGGUUGGCGAGUCGUCCGCCUCGCUGCUGAGCUGCGACGUCGGCGUGUCGGAGUAUGGCGACAAGGACAAUGCCGACAUUGCUGAGCGCUUCUCCAUUAAGACGGACGACUUCCCGCAGUACCGUCUCUGGCUCAAGGCGCGCGGCAGCGGCAGCGGGCGCCUGGGGGGUUCUGCCCGCCUCCUCCCCGCCUGA
This is a messenger RNA of Emiliania huxleyi CCMP1516, 390 nucleotides long. RefSeq lists its product as hypothetical. The transcript has 3 exons. Gene Ontology annotation, cellular component: endoplasmic reticulum lumen; endoplasmic reticulum. Lineage: Eukaryota; Haptophyta; Isochrysidales; Noelaerhabdaceae. The annotation marks the transcript as partial. The record is from RefSeq and is a predicted model, not a curated record. Gene Ontology annotation, biological process: protein secretion.